UAAAAAGGCAGAAUAAUGUUAUGUUCCUUCCCUUGAACUGUAACAAAUUAGAACUAAACGGUGAAUUUUGCGUACUGUUACACCCCAAUACACCCCGCAUAGGUGUCGAGUACUGGUUGGCUGCAUUUCCUUCCCUCUUUGGUCCAACUCAUCCAAAUCUCAACUGGAUUGUGGAGGCCAGGCCACCUAAUGCAGCACUCCAUCACUCUCCUUCUUGGACAAACAGCUUUAACAUAUUGUACAUUUCUUAUGUUUCUUGGUCUAAGCAAAGUCUUUUCUCCUUGUUGUUCUUCCAAAGUAAUAGUUUCUGCCUCAUUUUGAUCUUGAAGGCCUGACUCGCUGGUUCUCCUCUGGAACAGUGGAUGUUGAAAUAUGUAACUAUGAGAAGCAUUUACGUAAAUCGCUUGUCAUUUGAGUAAAUGUAUUCUCUGCAGGAGAGGUAGCUCUUAGUCGACCAGCACAUUUUACUGUUACAUCACAUGUAUCUCGUUAUGUGAGAAACGAUGUUGGCAUGAACUAGCGUUAGAAGGACGUGUGAUUGGUGUAGAUCUGGCGGCAUCUGCAGGCAAACAGCGGUAUUACAAGCCGCGACAUUCCGCCCACACAAACACGGCCGUUCCGGAAACCUGCUAAACUUUAACUCCUGCUUUUCAUUGCACAUUUCUGACUGGAUGUCAGUCUGAUCUUCAUUAAUGGACUGACGGCGCGCUGAACGGCAUCGAGACGCUGCAAACCGUCUCUUUUGUCUGUCUGUCUCUCACUGUCAGGUAGAGAUGGCCUUAUGGAUUCAGGCUCAGCAGUUACAGGGCGACGCCCUUCAUCAGAUGCAGGCGCUUUACGGCCAGCACUUUCCUAUAGAAGUGCGCCACUACCUCGCCCAGUGGAUUGAGACACAGCCCUGGGAUGCCAUAGACGUGGAGAAGCAGCAGGAGGAGUUUAAGGCCAAGCGUCUGUUGGACAGUUUGAUCCAGGAGCUGCAGAGGAAGGCAGACCAUCAGAUGGGGGAGGACGGCUUCCUGCUUAAGAUUAAACUUGGGCAUUAUGCCACACAGCUGAAGAGCACAUAUGAGGCAUGUUCGAUGGAGCUGGUGCGAUGUAUCAAACACAUUCUCUACACGGAGCAGAGACUCGUACAGGAGGCUUCUAAUGUGAGUUCUGCAGGGGGCGGGGCUACAGAUGCCACACCCCAGAAAUAUCAGCAGAUCAACCAGAUGUUCGAGGAGCUGCGCGCCAUGACACAGGAGACGGAGAGCGACCUGCGCAAACUCCAGCACAGUCAGGAGUACUUCAUCAUCCAGUACCAGGAGAGCCUGAGGAUCCAGGCUCAGUUGAGUAGUUUAGCGAAUUUACCACCUGCCGAGCGCGUGCAGAGAGAGACGAGUCUCCAGAGCAGGAAAACUACACUAGAGACCUGGAUAACCCGCGAGGCUAACACACUGCAGAAAUACAGACAGGACCUAGCUGAGAAACACCAAAGGACUCUGGCAUUGUUGAGAAAGCAGCAGACGGUGAUUGUGGACGACGAACUGAUUCAGUGGAAGAGACGACAACAACUGGCUGGAAACGGGGGACCUCCAGAAGGAAGUCUGGACAUCCUACAGUCCUGGUGUGAGAAGUUGGCCGAUAUGGUUUGGCAGAACAGACAGCAGCUCCGGCGUGUUGAUCACUUAACUCAGCAGCUCCCCAUCCCCGGCCCUACAGAGGAACUUCUCAAAGAACUUAACGCUACCAUCACCGACAUCAUCUCAGCACUCGUAACCGGCACGUUCAUCAUAGAGAAACAGCCUCCGCAGGUGUUAAAGACGCAGACCAAGUUCGCAACGACGGUGCGCCUGCUGGUCGGGGGAAAACUCAACGUCCACAUGAACCCUCCACAGGUCAAGGCCACCAUCAUCAACGAACAGCAGGCCAAAGCUCUUCUAAAGAACGAGAGCACCAGGAAUGACAGUAGUGGAGAAAUCUUGAACAACAACUGUGUGAUGGAGUAUCACCAGACCACAGGCACUCUGAGCGCUCACUUCAGGAACAUGUCCCUGAAGCGCAUUAAACGCUCGGACAGACGCGGCGCCGAGUCGGUGACCGAGGAGAAGUUCACCGUCCUGUUCGAGUCUCAGUUCAGCGUCGGAGGAAACGAGCUGAUGUUCCACGUCAAGACGUUAUCGCUGCCCGUCGUGGUCAUCGUACACGGUAGUCAAGACAACAACGCCACGGCGACGGUGCUGUGGGACAACGCCUUCUCCGAGCCGGGUCGCGUCCCCUUUGUGGUGCCUGAUAAGGUGUCGUGGCCGCAGCUGUGCGAGGCUCUAAACAUGAAAUACAAGUCGGAGGUGCAGAGCGAGCGCGGGUUAUCGGAGGAGAACCUGGUGUUCCUCGCUCAGAAAGCUUUCAGCAGCUCCAGCAACAACCCCGAGGACUAUCGCAACAUGACCAUGACCUGGUCCCAGUUCAACCGGGAGAGUUUACCAGGAAGGAGCUUCACCUUCUGGCAGUGGUUUGAUGGAGUCAUAGAGCUGAUGAAGAAACACCUGAAGGCUCACUGGAACGACGGGGCGAUUCUGGGUUUCCUGAACAAACAGCAGGCGCAGGACAUGCUGCUCUCCAAACCAAACGGCACCUUCCUGCUGCGCUUUAGCGACUCGGAGAUCGGAGGGAUCACCAUCGCCUGGGUAGCGGAAAACCCCAACAAAGCUGGAGAGCGAAUGGUGUGGAACCUGAUGCCCUUCACCACUAAGGAUUUCUCCAUCCGCUCUCUGGCUGACCGCAUUAGCGACUUGAACCACCUGCUGUUCCUUUACCCCAACCAGCCCAAAGACGAGGUGUUCUCCCGCUACUGCACGCCCCCCAACUCUAAAGCCGUAGGAGACGGUUACGUCAAACCAGAGAUUAAACAGGUGGUCAAAGUAGAAUUUGCCUCAUCCAAUCCAGAGCAGUCUCCCGGAAACCCCGCCUUCAUGGACUCCUCCCCUACCAUCACUCAGCCGGGCAGUUUCGCUAUCUACCCUUCCAUCGGCGACCCGAUGCUCGACGAGAGCGGAGAUUUCGAUCUGGACGAAACGAUGGACAUGGCCAGGCAGGUGGAGGAGUUCCUCAGCCAGCCUACGGAGGCGCAAUGGAGCGGGCAGCAGUCGUGACCUUUGAACUACACAGAGUGACCCCUGGGGGUUGCAUUUUUCACUUUUCCCACCAGUGUUGUUGUUGUUGUUGUGAUUUUUAUUUUUAUUUUUUAUUUUUUCAACAAAUGUGAACAUUAGCUCGCUAUCGCCUUAUUUCGCAACGUUCUCCGCAUGACGACGUAGCGCGCGCGGCAUCACUCCUGCUUGCCGACUAACCUGGAUUUAAAGACGUGCGGAGAGAGGAAUUACGAGAAAUAAAAUGUUUUAUAGUAAAUAUCGAAAUAUAAAGAAACGUAUAUGUGAGUAACGGUGAACUAACCAGCAAACAAUGCUAAUGCUAACGUUUUGGACUCAGGCUUAGGCGAUUAGUUACUGAAAGCUAAUAGGAAAUUGUGAUGGGUUGAGAAACGAGAGGAUCAGCAGGAACACAAUGGGACCGGUACGAGAAUUGAACAAUAGUGGAUCACUGAAUAGCUAAUAUUAGCUUGUUGGCUACAUUUUUUCUUUUUCUUCGGGAACUCGGGUUACGAGUUUUUUUUCCCUUUUAUAGCAAGAAUUUACAAAAAAAACCAAACAAACAGCGUAGUAAUCCGACUCUCACCAUACCAAAUACGACCGAUGCACACAAUAUUUCAGAACAUCAGCACAAACCGGAUGUAAAUCAGAACCCCAUUGGCACCCUUUUGUGUAGAAACGUCCGCUCUGGAGCGCUAAUAAUAACCGAAACAAACGAGAGCAACAAGUUCAGAGAUCGCAGACAAUCUAAUAGAACGUGGGUUGUUUCAGGGUCCCGCAAUAAGUGUCGAGCAGAAGAUGCACCAGACCCCAUGUCCUCCCGCUGUCUUUUUGCACAUGGUGAUCCAUAUGAACUUCUCAGAGCGAAGCCAGAAGGUUUAACGAAGCUGUUUUUCCACAUCCGGGUUGUGCAAGAGUCCCAACCCCCCCCACAAAAAAAACCUUGUGAGGCUGAAAUCACGACCAAUCACAAUCCUCAAAUUUAUAACCAACGUUUAAAAUUUUUUUGAAGCUUAUCAUCAAAAAAUGACUCGUUCUUUAGAACAAGCAAAACGAACCUCAGAUCAGCCGAUCCACACGAAGCGAUCGUCUGAAAUCGAUGCGAGUUCGCUAAACGCUAGCCAACGCUACAGCGACGAUUAGCUUAAAUAGUGUUAGCUUUACUGCAGGAUGCCUCUCUCUUUUCCCGUGCCUUAGUUAAGACGUGAUGUCCGGUGGAUCCGACGCUUGUUUUUUUUUGUGUCGUCCCCCAACCCUAAACCUACGAAGUGCCCGAAACAGGAAGUUGGGGCAGAACGAUUCCUUAAAACCAGCUUCUUCUGAGAGCUCUGGAUUCUCGCUAACCUCUGAUCAUAAAGGACCUGAACCCAUAAAUAUAUACACACAUAUAAAUACACUAAGGCCAAAAGUAUUGGGACACCAGGUUGUGGGAGGCGUCUUUAACAGGAUGUUCAAAAGGCUCUUGGUCUGUUGUCCACAAACUUUUGGAGCAUAUAGUGUGAUGUGUGUAUUCCUUUCAGUUUUUCCCAGCGAUGCCUUUUUACUCAAUAACUCCUGAUCCGUAUAUACAUCAUCAUCAUCAUCAUCAUCAUACCAGUAGAAAAUCUUUCUUUAAUGUGACCUCGCUUGUUUUUUUUUUUUUUAUUGCACCCUUUUUUGUUGCUAAUAAUUUUAUGUUUCACAUAUGAAAAAAAAGCUAUAGCAAGCCGGAGGCGUGACCUUCAGUCAGAUUUUUAUUUUUAAAUUAAUUAUUACUCUUGAUUUACUUAAUCAUGCUCAUUUGGCUAAUUCUUGAAUAUAUUUUUGAAUUGCCAUAACAAUCUCUAUAUUUUUUUAGUUAAUUGAAUUAUUCAUUUAUGUUAGUCAUAUUAAAAAAAAAUCAUUUCUAACCAUAAUUUCCUUUUUUUUUUUUUUUUUUUUUAUUUCAUGCCUGAUAGAUCCAGCAGUCAUUUGCAACUUGUUUCAAUUUUGUAUUUUUAUUUUUUAAGGGAUUUAAAUUUUAUUCACACUGCUGCCAUUAAAAAAAGCUUUUUUUUAAUUUAAAAUAUAUAUUACUAUUUUUAAUUAAAAACACCUUUAUGGAUUUUCUUUAUCGAUUAAUAAUUACAAAGAAAUAUAUAUAUUUUUUUUUUUUUUUUUUUAUUGUACACCUUAUAAUUUUUCUCUUUUUUUUAAAUGUCUCUAAUUCUUCUCCUAUUUCUCUCCCCUCCUUAUUUUUUUAAUGGAAGCAUGAAUUUCGUUCCUUUUUUUAUUUUAUUUUAUGUUUUAUAUUAAUUUUUUUUUACAAUUUUUUCACAAGCUCCCUGCGAUUCCCAGUUUCGCUUCACUAACUUCAGAUUAGGAACUCAGGAAAAGGUGCCGAUCGUACGGUAGAGAGAAUAUUUACAAAAAGAUUCUAUACUUAUAAAUGUUAUAAAUGUAUAAGAAGAAAAAAGUUACUCCCACAUAUUUGAAAAAAAAAGGAAAAGCUGUUUUGUGUUGAAUUACAGAAUGCAGUCUGCAGUAGGCAUGUGCUGAUAUGACACUUUUUCUUUUUUGUGUCGGUUACGCCGAUGGAUCGCUGUUGGGGUGGGGUUUUUUUGCGCUGUGCUUUUACGUGUACGUGAAUUACUCAGGUUUUGUUUUUUGUGGCGAGCUUCCUGUGUGCGAGACAUGGGUUUACUCAACAGUCGCUCGCUAGCGGCAGCAAUCUUUGAAGUAUCUACAGUGAUGGUGUUCUGCACGCCGAAUAUUGCAGUGUACCGCCCCCUGGUGGGCGUUGACUCAGUUUUGGUUAGCAGUGAGUUUAUGAGCGGGUUUACUGGUCUGAUCAAGUGUGAAUUAUUGCGAGUCGUUUAUCUUCUGAAUCUUGGACACUUUGUAUAGAGGAGGUGUGGAUUUGGUCAUUGAACCAGUCGAGGGGAGCUUAAUGAAUGUUUAGGGUGUAGCUUACGCAAUAAAUCAAGGAUGAUUCGUCAGUUAGCUUCGGCUUUUUGAAUUGUUCAGCUGUGACUCAUUGAAUCGGUCCGUCGUGGCUAAUUAGGUCAGCCAGCUGUGACUCAUCGAAUCGGUUCGUCCUGGAUAACUGAGUCAGUCAGCUGUGACUCAUUGAAUCGCUUCGCCACGGCUAAUUGAAUCAGCCCGUUGUGACUCAUCGAAUCGGUUCGAUCUGGCUAAUUAGGUCAGUCAGCUGUGACUCACUGAAUCGGUUCGUCCUGGAUAACUGAGUCAGGCAGUUGUGACUCACUGAACUGGAUCCCCGUGCAGAUUGAGUCAGUCAGCUGUGACUCAUUACACCGAUUUGACUUGGUUAAUUGGGUCAGUAUGAAUAAUUGAGUAUCGGCACUUGCCUCAUGUCUCUUUAGUGUCCGUGUUUCGUGAUUUGUACGUGUACCCGCCGCAGUAUUCCCAUUUCAAACCGGUGCCGUCGAGUCGUACGGCUCCCGUGUGCCGAUCCGUUCGUGAUUUCUUUUCUAUUCAUUCAAAACGAAUCCCGACGUCCGCGUUCACACUCUGAUGCGAUUUACUCCGCUUCGCUCUUUUUGUGAGGUUAAGUGUGUAUGUGAUGUAAUUUGGGAGACAGAAGACGGUAAUAAAGUUUUAUAAAUAUUUUA
Messenger RNA from Silurus meridionalis, 6721 nucleotides. It is a transcript of the gene stat5b, whose product is annotated as signal transducer and activator of transcription 5b. The record is from RefSeq and is a predicted model, not a curated record. NCBI's taxonomy places the organism in Eukaryota, Metazoa, Chordata, Actinopteri, Siluriformes, Siluridae. Gene Ontology annotation, biological process: response to peptide hormone; cytokine-mediated signaling pathway; regulation of cell population proliferation. Gene Ontology annotation, molecular function: RNA polymerase II cis-regulatory region sequence-specific DNA binding; DNA-binding transcription factor activity, RNA polymerase II-specific. The transcript has 19 exons. Bases 774 to 3131 code for a protein of 785 amino acids.